UUCAAGGUCCCAUUUUUCUCCCAAAUUCUCAACUCCGUGGCUCCCUCCAUCUCUUAAAUCUCCCAUUUUUGCCUGAAACACAAGCUACCAACCAAUGGGUGGCUCAAGGAAGUGGAUAAAGUUGCUCAUCGGCCUAAAGAAUCUGAAAAAUGACAACUUUAAGAAGGGCGGUGAAACUAAAAAGAUUAAGAAAAACAAAUGGAAAAUGUUAUGGCGGAGCUCAUAUAGUAAUAGUCAUCCGUCGACUUCAGAAGCUUCUGAUGCUUCAUCAAUGGCCGCCGAAGCUUUCACCUCAGCAAUGGUGGCCGUAGUUCGAGAGCCAGUAAAGGAUUUAAGGGCCGUAAAACAGAACUUUGCUGCAAUCAGGAUACAGACAAUGUACCGUGGAAUCCUUGCAAGAAGAGCAUUGAAAGCGCUGAAAGGGAUUGUGAGGCUUCAGGCUUUGGUGAGAGGUUAUCAAGUGAGAAAACAGGCGGCGGUGACCUUCAGAUGUAUGCGUGCUGUUCUUCGAGUUCAGGAGUUGGUUCUAGCGCGGCGAAUGAGAUUCUCAGCUGAAGGGAAGGGUGGGAAGAAGAUGGUUGAGAACCAGAGAAAUAAAAUGGAUCCAUUGAAAGAGGCAGAGGUUGGCUGGUGUGACAGCCAAGCCACGUUAGCACAAAUUAAGGCAAAGUUUCAGAUGAGGCGAGAUGGUGCAAUCAAGAGGGAAAGGGCCAUUGCUUACUCUCUCGCACGUCAGCCAUUUGUAUCAAACUCAAACACGAGACCUAUAAAAAAACAUGAUUUUGAGAAGAGAAAUGGGAACCAAUAUACUUCUGCCAAUCCAUUUUUUAUUAAUAGAAAUGGGAACUGGAGCUGGUUAGAGAGAUGGGUGGCUGCAAAACCAUGGGAGAAUAGAUUGAUGGAAGAGCUUUCGAAGGCUGAAUGCAGAAACUGCAAAGCUGGCUCUGUUAAUAUCAGGAAGAACCAUAUCACCACAAAAGUUUCUGCAAAAGUGAGAUUUUUUUCAUUGCCAAGUUCUGAGUUUCAUUUGUGUGAGAGUUCUCCAUCCUCCUCUGUAUACUUGUCAACACCAAUCUCUGCUAUGAGUCUAUUCACGUCAGACAGAACGGAAGAUAGCAAUAUAAAAAAGCCGAGUUAUAUGAAUUUGACUGAAUCGACCAAGGCGAAGCAGAAGAGUUGGUUGAGGACUGGAAGUACUGAGGGAAAUGGACGAAGAAGACUGAUACUGUGA
Molecule: messenger RNA, 1231 nt
Organism: Phalaenopsis equestris
Lineage: Eukaryota; Viridiplantae; Streptophyta; Magnoliopsida; Asparagales; Orchidaceae
Product: protein IQ-DOMAIN 1-like
Exons: 6
Coding region: 95-1231 (378 amino acids)
Molecular function (GO): protein binding
Source: RefSeq, a predicted model, not a curated record